GCCCAAUAAAUCUCCACUCGUUGAAUCCCUUGCAUGAUCCGGGAAUUCAAAGCCAAAUCGUUAGCUUUUAUGGCACGGAACUAGAAGUCAAAGUCCCUUGCGCUUCUUUCAUUCCAUGGCAACUGAGGGGUCAAACCGAUUCUCUUAUCAUUUUUCUUGAUUCAACUUCUAAUAUGAUUACGGCUAGAAGCCACCUCAAAGUUCCCGCAACCGGGUCUCUGUAUAUUUCAUGUUUGGUGUCCUAAUUCUAUCAGUUUGAAGAAAAAUUGACGCUGGAUUGAGAGGAAAAUCCAUAGGAGUUAUUGGUACUGUUCAUGAAAACAGGCCUUGAUUUUGGUAUAUAUCGAUAUCAUCCAAGGGCUUUUCUCUGUUUGCAGUUCUGAAUUUCGACUCUUCUGGGGUUUGUUUGGUUGAGGAUUUACUCAUGUGUGUUUUUGCCAGAUCGACGUUUCCCUAUCAAAAUGGAUUUCUAUUUAGGAGUCGGUGGACAAAAUGGUUACUUUGUUCUUCGAAGUUCAUAACUUAUCUGGGAUGAUUUUUUAUGAUAUACUGCAUAAUUUUUCUGUGGGUGUUCUUGUAUAUUUGAUCUCUUGACAUUUAUCAACAAAAGAGUGAAACUUUGGCUGUUCUAGAUAUGGGAAUUGUAGGACGGAUGAGGGUUGUUUUUCUCUUCUUAAUGGCUUCAGGCUUUGUUAGUAAUUUAAUGGCUGACCCAAGAACAACUGUGGCUGGAUUUCAAUGCAAUUCAACAGAAGCUGUUUCGUCUGUUCUUCUUGCACAAAAUUUUGUUCCUGCAAUGGCUAAUCUGAGCACUCAGGUUAAUGAAGAUGGGUUUGGAACUUCUAUUGUGGGUGAGGCCCCAAAUGCUGUUUUUGGACUUGCUCAGUGCUUCAAAGACCUUAGCUCCAUUGACUGUCAACUCUGCUUCUCUGAAAUUCGGUCUAUUCUCCCAAAGUGCUAUCCAGAUACAGGUGGAAGGAUAUUCUUUGAUGGGUGUUUUGGCCGAUAUGAGAAUUUCUCGUUCUUCGAUCAAGGUAUGGAUUCAGUACAGUUAAAAAACUGUUCUUCUAGCAAGAACAGUUCUCAGCCUGGUAUAUUUAAAGAAGCUUUAGAAAGGGUCAUUGAAAGUGUGAGCUUAAAGGCUCAGAAGAAUCAGGGUUUUGCGGUGGCAUCCCAUUCGGUCUCCAAUUUGACAUUACAUGCUCUUGCACAAUGUUGGGAGAGCUUAGAUAAGAAGACCUGUAAUUCGUGCCUCCAAGCUUCUGCUUCAUCAAUCAUGUCAUGUUAUCCAGGUGUUGACGGCCGGUCUCUCAAUGCAGGCUGUUAUAUGAGAUAUUCAAAUGAGGUUUUCUGGAAUUUGAGCCGGCACACUGGACUUUCUGCAGGGAGAAAGGCCCUCUAUAUCAUAUUAGGUUUGGCUGUUGGUGGAUUUCUAAUCUUAGCUGGAAUAGGCUUGUGGAAAAAGGGGCACCUAAGACAGUCAUUUGGCAAAUCUUUGAAAGAUAUAUAUGGAUCGGGAUUAUCUUCUGCUCUUGCUCACUCCCAGCUAAACUUUAGAUACCAGGAAUUGAGACAAGCAACUAACAAUUUUGAUUCAUCAAACAAGCUUGGACAGGGUAGUUAUGGGAGUGUCUACAAGGGAAUUCUUUUGGAUGGAAGAGAAGUUGCAGUGAAACGGUUGUUUCUGAAUACAAGACAGUGGAUUGAUCAGUUCUUCAAUGAGGUGCAUCUGAUCAACCAGGUACGCCACAAAAAUCUGGUGAAGUUGCUAGGUUACAGUGUGGAUGGCCAAGAGAGCUUGCUUGUUUACGACUACUACCCCAACAAGAGCUUAGAUCAUUUUAUAUUUGAUGAAAAUCAAGCCCAGAUUUUAGACUGGAAAAAGAGGAUCGAUAUCAUUCAAGGGGUGGCAGAAGGUCUUUCUUACCUCCAUGAGGAGUCUGAAAUCCGAAUAAUCCAUAGAGACAUAAAAGCAAGUAAUAUUCUCUUGGAUGACAAACUGAAGCCCAAGAUAACUGACUUUGGCCUUGCAAGAUCUUUCGCAGAGGACCAAACUCAUCUUAGCACUGGAAUAGCUGGUACCCUAGGUUAUAUGGCUCCUGAGUAUGUUGUCCAUGGGCAUCUGACAGAGAAAGCUGAUGUAUACAGCUUUGGAGUACUUCUACUUGAAAUUCUGACUGGGCAGAGGUGCAGCAAUGGCACUGGAGCAAAACCCGGGCAAUUUUUCUUAGCUAAGAUAUGGAGUCAUUACAAGGCUGAAACAGUUGAUGAAAUAAUGGACAGACAUUUCUAUGACGAAGAAGUGAAAGAUGAGAUUUUGCAUGCCGUUCAUGUGGGAUUAUUGUGCACACAAGCUACACCAAGUUACCGCCCCACAAUGGCAAAAGUAGUGGAAUUGCUGAGAAGCACCAAGAAUCAAGAAAAUGUUUUUCCAACAGAUCCACCAUUUUUAGAUGUUUUAUCAGUGGAAAACCUGGAAGAAGGUGACGGUAUUCAUUUGCUAUCUGGGGCCUCUGCUCCUGGCUUUUCAGGAUCCACGGGAAGUGUACUAUAUGGAAGAUAACCUGAAUACUUGAUGUAUUAUGUUUAGUAUUCUUAAAUACAGGUUUAUGGUGAACUCACUGAUGCAUCCAAGAGGCUCCACUUCCUUAUGUUGGUCCUUCUCUUGAGCUCCCCCAUUUUUCACUCCUGUAUUUAUACUAAUCCCCUUUUUUUUUUUUUUUUUGUAUUCUGCAUAUAGUGUUCUAUUGGUCAGAUGCAACUCUUUUGAUUUCAAA
This is a messenger RNA of Vitis vinifera (wine grape), 2777 nucleotides long. Its product is annotated as cysteine-rich receptor-like protein kinase 2. Gene Ontology annotation, biological process: protein phosphorylation. Gene Ontology annotation, molecular function: protein kinase activity; ATP binding. The transcript is spliced from 7 exons. Lineage: Eukaryota; Viridiplantae; Streptophyta; Magnoliopsida; Vitales; Vitaceae. Bases 635 to 2563 code for a protein of 642 amino acids. The record is from RefSeq and is a predicted model, not a curated record.